Molecule: messenger RNA, 885 nt
Organism: Panicum virgatum (switchgrass)
Lineage: Eukaryota; Viridiplantae; Streptophyta; Magnoliopsida; Poales; Poaceae
Exons: 1
Coding region: 1-885 (294 amino acids)
Source: RefSeq, a predicted model, not a curated record
AUGGAGGUAGAUGACGAGGAGUACAGAACCUUUGUUGCAGGUCGAGAUACUCGACUAUUUGACAAUGAUGAUACCGUUCCCGAGGAUUGGGGCAACUUUGAUAUGGAUGGGCUCACGGUUAAUGAUGGUCAUGACAAUAACUGGGUGUAUAAUCAAAUUGAGAUCCAAAGUGGACAACUGUUUCACGAUAAGAAGCACUUGCAACAUGCAGUUAAGAAAUGGUCUUUCAUGGAAAAGAAACCAUUCAAGGUGGUUAUUUCCAAUCCAACCACAUAUGAUGUCAAGUGCCUAUCCCCUGGUUGUCCAUGGCAGGUUCAUGGUUACCUACCGAAGGGGGAGAACGACUUUGUGGCUUCGAUCGUUGCUGGGCACUCGUGCAAGCUUUCAGAAACCGUUGUGAAGCAUAGAAACAUGACAGCUGAGUUUGUGGCCACUGUGAUGUACGGAGAAAUUGUGAAGAAGACUUGUAUAUCUCCAUUUCAGAUCAUGCUUGCAAUUUCCAAUAGAUUCUCCUAUGAAAUAUCUUAUGACAUGGCAUGGCGAGCAAAGCAGAAGGCGCUCGAGUGGAGGUUUGGCUCAUACAAGGAUUCGUACCACCACCUACCACAUCUACUGGCACUACUACAGAGUAGGAAUCCAGGAACUAUAAUUGAUAUUGAUGACUAUCAGGAUGCAAAUGGUGACAGGGUGCUUAGGCGUGCCUUCUGGUCCUUUGGGUGCAUGAUUGAAGCUUUCAAACACUGCAGACCGGUUCUCUGUGUGGAUGGAACAUUUCUGACCGGAAUGUAUAAAGAGCAGCUGCUCACCUACAUUGGGGUCGACGCAAACGACAAGGUUGUCCCGAUUGCCUUUGCUUUUGUGGAAUCUGAGAACGCUGAAAGCUAG